Molecule: messenger RNA, 1596 nt
Organism: Rhodotorula toruloides NP11
Lineage: Eukaryota; Fungi; Basidiomycota; Microbotryomycetes; Sporidiobolales; Sporidiobolaceae
Product: karyopherin alpha subunit
Exons: 7
Coding region: 1-1596 (531 amino acids)
Biological process (GO): NLS-bearing protein import into nucleus
Cellular component (GO): cytoplasm; nucleoplasm; nucleus
Molecular function (GO): nuclear import signal receptor activity; protein binding
Source: RefSeq, a predicted model, not a curated record
AUGGAACGCCAGGCUGCCUCUCGCCGCGCGCAGUACAAGAACAAGGGCAUCUUCGGACAGGAGGAGCUCCGGCGGAGGCGCGAGGAGGCGCAGGUCGAGAUCCGCAAGCAGAAGCGCGACGAGACCAUCGCCAAGCGCAGGAACCUCAAUGCCGCGUCCAGCGGCGCAGACUCGGACGACGAGUCUGGCGUCGACUCGUCCUUCCUGGAGCAGCUCCCCGCGAUGAUCCAAGGCGUCUUCUCCGACCAGCCCGAUCAGCAGCUCGACGCCACGACCAAGUUCCGCAAGCUCCUCUCGAAGGAGCGCAACCCGCCCAUCGAGAAAGUCAUCGAGUGCGGCGUCGUCGCCCGCUUCGUCGAGUUCCUCCGCUCCAGUCACUCGAUGAUCCAGUUCGAGGCCGCUUGGGCUUUGACCAAUAUUGCGUCCGGCACCUCUGAGCACACCCAGGUCGUCAUCGAGUCCGGCGCCGUCCCCGUCUUCAUCGAGCUCCUCUCCUCGCCCGUCCUCGAUGUCCGCGAGCAGGCCGUCUGGGCGCUCGGCAACAUCGCCGGCGACUCGCCCAAGUGCCGCGACUACGUCCUCGAGCAGGGCGCCCUCCGCCCGCUCCUCGCCCUCCUCAACGAGCCCCACAAGAUGUCGAUGCUCCGCAACGCCACCUGGACCCUCUCCAACUUCUGCCGCGGCAAGAACCCGCAGCCGAACUGGGAGCUCAUCUCGCCCGCCCUCCCCGUCCUCACCAAGCUCAUCUACUCGCUCGACGACGAGGUCCUCAUCGAUGCGUGCUGGGCCAUCUCGUACCUCUCGGACGGCUCGUCGGACAAGAUCCAGGCCGUCAUCGAGUCGGGCGUCGUCCGCCGCCUCGUAGACCUCCUCAUGCACCACUCGACUGCCGUCCAGACCCCCGCCCUUCGCUCCGUCGGCAACAUCGUCACCGGCGACGACCUCCAGACCCAGGUCGUCCUCGCGUCGGGCGCGCUUCCCGCUCUCCUCGCCCUCCUCAGCUCGCCCAAGGAGGGCAUCCGCAAGGAGGCGUGCUGGACCAUCUCGAACAUCACGGCCGGCUCGCCCGCGCAGAUCCAGUCCGUCAUCGACGCCAAUAUCGUCCCGCCCCUCAUCAACGUCCUCCAGCACGCCGACUUCAAGACCAAGAAGGAGGCCUGCUGGGCCAUCUCGAACGCGACGUCGGGCGGCCUCCAGGAGCCGAGCCAGAUCCGCUACCUCGUCUCGCAGGGCUGCAUCAAGCCCCUGUGCGACCUCCUCACCUCGACCGACAACAAGAUCAUCCAGGUCGCGCUUGACGGACUCGAGAACAUCCUCAAGGUCGGCGAGGCGGACAAGGAGCAGAACGGCGGCGUCAACCAGUACGCGCUCUUCGUCGAGGAGGCCGGAGGAAUGGUCGCCAUCCACAACCUCCAGCACCACGAGAACCUCGAGAUCUACAAGAAGGCGUUCGACAUGAUGGACCGCUACUUCCCCGACGACGAGGGCGACGAGACCGGUCUCGGCGAUGCGCAGGUCGACGAGCAGGGCGCCUUCGCUCUGCAGACCAACCUCCAGGCGCCUCAGGGCGGCUUCUCUUUCGGCAACAUGUCUUGA